Morone saxatilis (striped sea-bass) is the source of this 2450-nucleotide messenger RNA. It is a transcript of the gene dusp22a, whose product is annotated as dual specificity phosphatase 22a. The transcript is spliced from 7 exons. The record is from RefSeq and is a predicted model, not a curated record. Gene Ontology annotation, biological process: protein dephosphorylation; transforming growth factor beta receptor signaling pathway; regulation of cell population proliferation. Gene Ontology annotation, cellular component: cytosol. NCBI's taxonomy places the organism in Eukaryota, Metazoa, Chordata, Actinopteri, Moronidae. Gene Ontology annotation, molecular function: protein tyrosine/serine/threonine phosphatase activity. Bases 277 to 897 code for a protein of 206 amino acids.
GUUGGUUAAUUCACGUCAAAACAAUCCGGAAGACGAUACAGCAUGACUGAACUGUGAAGGCUGAUUUAAUAACAUUGCUGUUGCAGGCACGGUGGUGGAAGUUAAUAAUGUCGUCGAAUAGAGGACAAACAUAGCGACACAAGCGAAGGCUGUUUUAUGAAUUGGAGAUCAGUCAGUCUCAGCCUCGCGUUCUGGAUUCAAAGUCCAUGUUAACACAUCGCAGCGGUUCUAGAUAUUAAAGUCUUGUAGCUCGUCGCAGACUGGUUCAAAGUCAUCAUGGGCAAUGGAAUGAAUAAGGUUGUAGACGGGCUCUACCUUGGGAACAUAAGAGAUUCUGAAAACAGAGAAAGUCUGUCUAAGAAUGGCAUCACCCACAUCCUGUCCGUGUACAACAAUGCUAAGCCUGUGCUUGAGGACAUGACGUACCUUUGUAUCCAUGCAGCUGAUGCUCCCAGCCAGAACCUAUCACAGCAUUUUAAAGAGUGCAUCAGCUUCAUCCAUGAAUGUCGCCUAAAUGGUGGAUCUUGUCUCGUUCACUGCCUUGCAGGUGUGUCCCGCAGCACCACCAUGGUGGUGGCCUACCUCAUGACUGUCACCCCCUACAGCUGGGAGGAGUGUCUGUCUGCGGUCAAGGCUGUUCGUUCCUUUGUCGGCCCAAACUACGGCUUCCAACAGCAGCUGCAGGAGUACCAGGCGACACAAGUCUCAGAGUACCGAGCUUGGUUACGGUCCAGUUUCCGUGCCAGCCCGUUAAAUGACCAGGAGCAGGUGAGUGCCCUGCUGAACCAGUACACAGAGCAACAGGAGAGCCAGAGGAGAGGAGCAGACCAGCGCUGGAUAAAUCAAGGUGUCUGUGCUCUGCCGUCCGGCUCUGAUGAUCCUGAAGGCAGCAGCUGAAACACCUCUGUCCAUGCCAAAGUCCUGCCUAAUGCUGUCUGUAAAUGGCAGUUGUUAUAAUCUGUACUCAAUUCCAAAUCAACCCAAAGCUGAAUUUAAGGCCUUUGUACAACUAUAAAAGCAUAGGAUUAAAUAAAGGCCCCCUUAAAGCAUAUGUUUCAUACUUUUAUUUGUAUGUACCUUGUGUCUUGUAAUUUUUAAGCAAUGGAGGUUGAUUUAGAAUUGGGCUACAGACUCUUCUUCACUAUCAGUACUGACCGUGCUCCCUUACCUGAAUACAGCCACAACAGGGGUAUCGGUGCUCACAGACGCCUUACUCUAAACACCUCAGCACCUUAGCCAUGAUGAAUAAACUACACUUCCAUGUAAAGUCUUUACACCUGCAAUGUUCAGCUCGGUAGCCUUAAAGACGCAACUAAUUAAUGCCGUCUUAAAGGAACAUUUUGUCUCAAAUUAUGUGGAUGUCUAGUCUGUGCUGAUGGGCAAUGAAAUCGACAAAUCUGCCACCAAUUUGAUGCCAAUUAUUCAGCCCACUUAUUCUGACAUGCACUGGUUUGCAGUCCCGUCCAGACUCUUAAUGGUAAACUCUUUAAUCAAUAAUGCAGCUGGGUAAGAUGGCAUGCUUGGCGGGCUGACAGCAUAAAAUGUGUUAUGAUGUACAACCUAUGGAAAACAAGUACCACCGCUUACCUGUCAAAUGUGUAAGCACUAUUGACAUUUCAUGUUUCAUAGUACACAACACCAACACCAAAACAAUAGUCAUACUGUCGUUAACAGAUAUACUAGCCACUUGGGGAUGUUAUAACUACAAUACAUGCAUCACUGUUGCACAUCACUGCCUAUGGAGUAAACAGAAUUAGUUUACACCCAGUUGAAUACUGUUCUUUCACUCCAGUUGGUACUUCUUGAUAGUUGGUUUCAUUUUGAUCGUCUUUGAGUAAAAUUUCUAGCCGUCUGCACACUAUGUGUACCAAUAUCUGCAACAACAAUCCACAUAGAACCUUGUUUUCAGGUAACAGUGGUGGGUAGCCAACAAAACUGUUUUUACUUAUCAGGCGGAAAGCACACACAGAAAUAAAGUACAACAGUCAAACCAUCUGUAAUAAAUCCAUUAUCAGCCUAUGUGAGAUAAGCCAGUGGUGGGAUCUCUUGGUAAACUAGGCGGCUUCACUCGGCUACAGAGUUGUAAAGAACACUGAUUUAUACUGUGGCCAUUUAAAGACACGCAACUAGUAGUAACAUAUGGAGUAAGUUUUAAAAUAGCAAAAUGUUCCUUUAAGUAAUACCUUUUAAGCUACAUAAAAUAUGGCUGAGUAAACCUAUAACUACACAUGAAGGAUCUCUGCAGGCCAAAUGCUUAAGUCUUCCUGAUUUUACUGAAGCUCUGAUUUAUCUUUUUAUUGUGACAAAGCUGAUUUUUAGUAAUUUGUGUGAUAAAUCCAUGGGUAUAGUUAACUGUUUUAAUUGCGUAUUUAUGGUGUUUUUUUCCUUGUGUUUUAUAAUAAAAUGCAGUGAUUGACAAAAAAACUAAUAAAUAUGUCCUAUCAACACCA